Achroia grisella is the source of this 903-nucleotide messenger RNA. RefSeq names its product caspase-1-like. Gene Ontology annotation, biological process: proteolysis. The coding region runs from base 1 to 903 and encodes 300 amino acids. Lineage: Eukaryota; Metazoa; Arthropoda; Insecta; Lepidoptera; Pyralidae. The record is from RefSeq and is a predicted model, not a curated record. Gene Ontology annotation, molecular function: cysteine-type endopeptidase activity. The transcript has a single exon.
AUGGCCAGACCCUUCAGCUGUAUUGAGAUGAUUACAGAAAACGGAUAUAACGAUGACUUCCCGUUCAGAUGCAUAACGCAAGAGGAGAUUGUUAGUGAUUGCGACAAUAGAUUUUUGGAAAGAUCAUUAAGUAGUAUAAGGACGAUGAGAAUAGGUUCUGAUUAUUACAAAAUGAACCACCAGCGACGCGGCAUUGCUGUUAUAUUCAACCAUGAGGUUUUUGAUGACUACCUUAAUUUAAACAACCACAUUGGAGCCAACGAUGUUAAAAAUUUGAAUACAGUUUUAAAAGAAUUGGACUUCGAAGUCAUUGUUCAUCAUAAUUUUCAAUUCCACGAGCUUAAAGGGCGAUUAAUUGAAAUGGCCAAAAACGAUUACUCGAACGACGAUUGUUUAUUGAUUAUAAUACUGACUUAUGGCGAUAAUGGGUUUCUAUAUGCUCGAGACACUUUAUACAGACCGGAAACACUUUGGUAUAAUUUCACAAGAAAUAAAUGUCCGUCACUAGCUGGAAAACCGAAACUUUUUUUUAUACAAGCAUAUAAAGAUGAUAAACAUAAUAUAGGUACUAUUAAUGAGAAAAUAUGUGAAAUUCCGGUUCAACAAGAUUUCUUGAUUUUGUUUUCGACACUACCACAGAAUGUAUUUGGUAGAAAUUCCAACAACGGCUCGAGGUUUAUAGAGGUACUGUGUAAACAGCUACGUACACUUGCAACUAAAACAGAUAUCCUGCAUAUUUUGACAUUAGUCAGUAAGAAAGUUGCUAUUGCGUACGAUACAAACAGGCGUAAUGAUCAAUUUAAUUAUCAAUGGAAAGUUCCUUGUGUGAGUAGCACGUUGACACGACUCCUGGUUUUCGAGAAGAAAAACAAGAAGGUUUCGUUUCCUUGGACCAAAAAGUAA